This is a messenger RNA of Moneuplotes crassus, 363 nucleotides long. The record is from the annotation of a GenBank genome assembly. NCBI's taxonomy places the organism in Eukaryota, Ciliophora, Spirotrichea, Euplotida, Euplotidae.
AUUUAUUAACAAUUCGAUCUCUAUGAGAUAUUUUUCAAACCCAGUACCUGUAUUCAGAUACAGUCCUAGCAUUCUCCAAGAAGAGGGAGACUUCACUGAAAGUUCUAGCUACUUCUGGUCUUCUUCAACAUCUUUUCUGCAUAAUGCUGAAGAGGGAGAUUCCGAGGACGACCAACAAGGUUUACACCAUGAAAAAUAUGAUGAAGAGUGGUCUGUCACCUACAUGGAAACCGUCUUCAGCCAUAUCUCCAAAGAGUACAUCCCCAGUAUGGUAAAUUACUGAGUUUUGGAGACAAAGGACUCUGAAGUGUGAGGACAGAUCUUGAUAAUGGAUGAAUAAUUUAUCAUAAAAUUUACCUUAAA